This is a messenger RNA of Penicillium salamii, 2202 nucleotides long. The record is from the annotation of a GenBank genome assembly. Lineage: Eukaryota; Fungi; Ascomycota; Eurotiomycetes; Eurotiales; Aspergillaceae.
AUGUCUGUCGACACUUCACAUCCGAUUGGAUUUAUCCCACGGCAUCCGGCACCGUCAAAGUAUCUGAAAGUGCGAGCCCACUACAAGAAAGAAAAGGUCUUUAACCGGGUCUUCCUUGCGCAGGAACUGGAGGGCGCUGGUCCACAGCAGAAACCACCGCAGAAAGGCGCAGACAGACGGAUAUCUACCUCAUCCGCUUUGCCGUCGAAUGGGGAGAACACCGGCCGAGCCAUAUGGGCCUUGGUAUUCUCAAAGGAUGGCAGGUACCUAGCAGCUGCCGGUCAAGACCGGAAGGUCCGAGUGUGGGCCGUCAUAUCGACACCGGAGGAACGUGAAGAUACGGUUGGAGACAAUGAAGCAACCCCCGUAGAUGCGCAGGACAUCCCCCGAUUUGAAGCCCCUGUAUUUCAGACAAAGCCCAUCCGGGUAUAUGAGGGGCAUACGGGGAGCAUAUUGGACUUGAGCUGGAGCAAGAACAAUUUCCUGCUUUCCUCGUCAAUGGAUAAAACCGUCCGACUCUGGCACAUCUCUCGCUCGGAAUGUCUUUGCUGUUUCCAGCACAGCGAUUUCGUGACCUCCAUUCAAUUCCAUCCUCGUGACGACAGAUUCUUCCUUGCCGGAUCUCUGGACACGAAAUUGCGUCUGUGGAGUAUCCCAGACAAGAGUGUGGCUUUUGUGACUGCCGUGCCUGACAUGGUCACUGCAGUGGCAUUCACCCCAGACGGCCGAUACUCCAUUGCCGGGUGUCUCAACGGCAUGCUCACCAUCUAUGACACUGAGGGUUUGAAAGUAUCAUCCCAGAUACACGUUCGAUCUGCCAGGGGUCGCAAUGCCAAGGGCAGCAAGAUCACCGGAAUUGAUACAAUGAUGGUGCCCCAAGCUGACUCCCAAGGUGAAAUUAAACUUUUGGUUACAAGCAAUGACUCCCGGGUUCGGAUGUAUAACUUCCAUGAUCGAUCACUAGAGGCCAAAUUCCGUGGAAAUGAGAACACCUGCAGUCAGAUCAGAGCGACAUUUACGGAUGAUGGGAAGCAUAUCAUCUGUGGAAGCGAGGACCGCAGGGCUUAUGUAUGGCCCAUCGGGACACUUGAGGGGGAAUCUGAAAAGCGAGCCGUGGAGAUUUUCGAGACACAGUCUGCAAUUGUGACAGCUGCAAUUACGGCACCCACUCAAACUAAACAGGCCCUGGCAUUGUCUGAAGACCCCAUCUUUGACAUUUGCAAUCCACCUCCGGUAGCUCUUCUCGGCCCAGAGUCAGGAGAGACACCAAAAGAAGCUCCCUCAGCUAAAGGGAACGGGAGCAUGCACAAACGCUCAGCAUCAGCGCCCCGCCUUUCAAUCAUCAGCAAAAUGGCCCACGAUUCACCAUCAUACCUAUCCCGCUCCAAACACCCAGAUGGCGACAUAAUCGUGAUAGCCGACUAUUCAGGCCGGAUCAAAGUCCUCCGACAAGACUGCGCCUACUACCGCCGUCGCUUCGAAAACUGGAACGCCAACACCAGCAUUUCACGACGUAUCCUUCGCCGCACAAACUCUGGCCGCCACAGUCUAGCCUCCUCGAACGGCAAGGAAUCCCACAAAACCCCCUCCGAGCGCAUCAUAUCCUGGCGCAACUCCGUCGUCCGCGGCCGCUCAUCCACUGACGGUUCCCGCUCCGGUCUCCGAACCCGCAGUCCAUCUCCACAACACCGACACGCUACCUUGCGGCUAUCCAGACCCUCAAGCCUGGCACCACAAGAGUCCCUCCGUGCAUCAAUCACCUCUCCACCUCCAUCUCCGCGCAGAUCCCGCAUGGACAAUCGUCCAAGCAUAGAUGUAUCCGGAGAAACCAACGUCCCACCCCCCAAUGAGGUCCCCGCAACGUCAGCCGAUCUUCUGGCCAGCGGUAAGGCGAAAGAUAACCCGCUCUGGCUACAGGGUGAUCAUAGCUACGCGUAUUGGAAUAAGAUCACGCACGAUGCAUUGGCGAUGCGGUCGCGGAACUCAAAUGAUCUGCUUAGUCCGGAUAGGAUUAGGUCGCGGGAGCGUAAGCUCAGUACCGCCGGCAGUGUCUUGAGCAGUGACUAUACCUCGUCGGUCGGUGAAACGGAGGAAGAUGUGCUGAAAUGUGACAAGUGCCGUGGGACGAAUUUCCGCAGUGUCAAAGGGAGAGAUGGGAAGCAGAAGCUGAUAUGCUCACAGUGUCAUCGGCCUAUUUCUUAG